AUGUCAGCGGAUUGUUACGUAGGAGCGGCUACAGGUGCUUUUAAAUGUAAGUUUUUUUUCUUUGGAACUGUUAAGCAGGCGAUUAUUAGGUAUAUUCAAUCACUAUGGUUUCUGUCAAAAAGAUACAGAAUUUUGAGCAGUUUCAUAAACAAGGCUUAUAGAUUUUAGUAAUUUAGUACAAAAGGUAGUAUUUUUUAAUUUAAAUUGUUAUAGUGAUCAACCUGAAGGAGAACAGGUGCACGAAUGUUCAGAAUCUGGAAAAGUUGAGGCCGAAAGAGCAUUCGAUUGUUGGGAUGUGUUUUGGUGAUGAUUCUCAAGUAAGUUACUAUCAUUUUCACAUAUUUUUAUUUUAAAUACUUUUGUAAUCAUAAAAUCUAGAUUAAUGUGACUUAUACUGUAGUUUUAUUUUUUUUAUGUACCUUUUUGUUUGAAUACUGUAUUUUUUGAAUUUAGAGUGAAAUCUUGGCUUUGCAAAAGAAUGGAGAUGUAAACUUGUACAAUACUGUAACCGGUGGUCAUACACGGUUAUUUGAAACCGGCACUGAUUUUGAGAAAGAACCCGCCAAGGCUAUACAAAUGGCUGCUAAGUAAGUUGGUUUUGAUUUAUUUUAGACUGGGUAUGUUAUAUGUUUUAUAAGGUAAUACCUCGUUAAAUCAGUACAAUAUUUUUGUUUGUAAGUCUUACAAAUUAAGUCACAGUUUAAUGUAAAAUACAUUUUUAAUAAAAAUAUUUUGUAAAAUGUACUCUUUUCAGUCAGAGGAUAGUGAUAGCGAAAGAGAACGGUAAUAUCCAGCUAUACAAUCAAGAUGGCACACCACAAACUGAAAAUGGCAUUGAAGCUGGCGUUAACCUGAACUUCUUAACGGUCGAUCCAAAGGACAGAGGACGAGCGAUAACUGGCGGAAAGGAGAAUAUACUAAAGCUGUGGGAUCUGGAGAAGGGAACGACUACUUGGUCUAUGAAAAAUGUAGGUACAACUUUUGUUUUACAAUUUUUUGUUUUGUAAAAUAGGUUGGAUGAGGAUUUACUUUUUUACGUAAGACACAUAGGUAUAAACAUGACACUAAUUAUUAUGUGAUCAUAAACGUUUGGUUUUAGUUGAAAGACGACCGAUUGAGUCUACGGGUACCUAUUUGGGAAGCAAAUGGAAAGUUUGUCAAAGAUCCCAGUUUAAUAUGCACAACUACAGGUCAUCAUCAGGUAAAGAAGUACUAUAAAAUGCCAAUAUAAAUUGGUAUAUUUGCUUAUCAUACGUUUUGGAAAAGUUUUUUUGCAUGAUAUUACCAUGGAGUAUAUUUUGCUUAUUUAAAAAAAAGCCGAGUUUCAUAAAAUUUAUUUUUAGAUACGUUUGUACGACCCAAAAACGCAGCGAAAGCCAAUUAUGAUGUUGGACUGGCAAGAAGAACCUAUCAGAGCUUUGGCCACAUGCCAUCGACCACAACAUGUCGUUGCUGGUAAUAGUCAUGGAGAGUUGGCAUUGUUCGAUUUGAGAGGAAAAAGUAGGUCAUAUUACUAAGUUUUGUUACUAAUUACUAAAUUUUGUUUAUAAUAUAAUUAACUUUUGGUACUGUAACAUAAUGGCACUGUUUCAGUGAAACCAGUCCACAAAUUCCGUGGAGGCGCGGGCGCAGUUCGCUGCAUUGACGCUCAUCCGACUGAAAAACUGGUCGCAUCUGUUGGAAUCGACAGGUUCAUUUUGGUACAUGAUGUUGACACAAAGAGGACAUUGAACAAGAUCUAUUUGAAGGCUCAACUGAACACAGUCCUCAUGGCCAAGAUGAAUCAGCUGACAAAUCCAAUUAAAGAAGAACCUGAUGCCGUGACAAAGUUCUUUGAAGGCUAA
Bursaphelenchus okinawaensis is the source of this 1844-nucleotide messenger RNA. NCBI's taxonomy places the organism in Eukaryota, Metazoa, Nematoda, Chromadorea, Rhabditida, Aphelenchoididae. The record is from the annotation of a GenBank genome assembly.